AUGGACCAUGCAAAGGUCCUGAAUUGUGAUGAAGCUGAUUGGCAGGCGAGCCUGGAACAGAUGGGUUGGUCUAUGUGCCCCAGGGAUUCCCCUUUCCUCAAGGGUUUGUGGAGACAUGAUCCAAUGCCGGGAGCUAACAGAUGGAAACAAUCGAGCAAAGAAAGCAGGAUGCGAUUCGCGUUCGUCAUUUCAUGUAUCAUUUUACUGCUGGGCUUCAUCGUGGGCUCCACACUCACGGCAUCCCAGUUCUCGAACCAUAGGUGCGACAAAGCAAACUGGUGGGCGAGCUUAGAUAGGAACACAUGGUCUGUUUGUCCCGAAACCAACAUUUAUCUCCGAGGAUUUUGGAGGAGUGCUUUUAAGAAAAGAGACGAAAGAGUUGGACGCCUGCAAGAGGGAAGGUGCUGCGAUGCUGUGCUACCCGAAUAUGCAGGCCAACCGGCAACGUGUUCAGAGGUGGACUUGUCAGACAAGUUGAAUCGGUAUAAUGUCUGGGCGCUUUGUCCAUCCGGUUAUUUCAUGAAUGGCCUCAGGCUUGGUUAUGCUGCUCCCGCUUUAUUGUAUAACAUAGACGAGGCAAAAUGUUGCCAUCCACAGAACCAUCCCAAAAGUGAUGGAUAUUGUUAUGAGGAAAAUGUUACCAUUUCAUUUAAGAAAAAAGGAUGGAGCGAAUGCCAGGGGGAAGGUUUUUACAUGACCGGUUUCUACAAAAGUAGCUGUGAUGAGCUCUACUGUAUUGAGAAGUUCAGAUGUUGCAAGAUGAAAAGCGGUAAUAUUGUUUGCUUAUCUGAUUAA
Molecule: messenger RNA, 795 nt
Organism: Stylophora pistillata
Lineage: Eukaryota; Metazoa; Cnidaria; Anthozoa; Scleractinia; Pocilloporidae
Source: RefSeq, a predicted model, not a curated record